Messenger RNA from Rhinichthys klamathensis goyatoka, 2329 nucleotides. It is a transcript of the gene lrrc32, whose product is annotated as leucine rich repeat containing 32. The transcript has 3 exons. Gene Ontology annotation, cellular component: extracellular matrix. The record is from RefSeq and is a predicted model, not a curated record. NCBI's taxonomy places the organism in Eukaryota, Metazoa, Chordata, Actinopteri, Cypriniformes, Leuciscidae. Gene Ontology annotation, molecular function: protein binding. The coding region runs from base 165 to 2150 and encodes 661 amino acids.
AGAAGGAAAAAAACAAGUGAGUAUUUGCAGGGAUAUUCUUCUCACAGGAUGUGUAUCGAGCAGAGAGAGAGAGAGAGAGAGAGAGAGAGAGUCCUGAGCUUGAGCCAGACUGAGGAGAGCAGCAUGAGAGAGAACAGCACUGGAGAAGCACACUACUGAGCAUCAUGGGUCCGUGUCUGUGGAUACUGGUGCUCGUGGUCCAGCCGGUCCUGGCCUUCAGACGUCCAGCUCAAGCCUCGGCCUGUCGACAGAUCCAGGAGGACCUCGACUGCAGCAAUCUGAACCUUAGACGGAUCCCGAAGCAAAUCCCGGACACCAUCCACCGGCUCGAUCUGUCCCGAAACCUCCUCCAGAACCUCACGGACCGAGACCUGCCGUCCUCCUCCACCAUCCGACAUCUCAACCUUCACGGAAACAAGAUCCAGUUCAUCCAGCCGGGACUCUUCCAAGACAUGAGCCUUCUGGAGGAGCUGGAUCUGUCGGAAAACUCCCUGGAUCUUUACGCGUCUCUGAAAACACACGUCGGGACGCUCACAUCCGUGCGCCGACUGGAUCUAUCCGGAAACGGGUUGUUCACGGAUAUGAGCGACUUCUUCCUAAAUGACGCCCCGGUUCUCACCAACCUCUCUUUGGAUGGGAACAGCAUCACUAAGAUAGGCCGAUCCACAUUCAACGGAUCUCAAGCUUUAAAAAACAUCGACUUAAACAACAACGUAAUCAUAGAGAUCGAAGAAGGCGCAUUCGAGUUCUUGACGGGACUCUCCAAUCUCGAUUUGUCCAUGAACUCCAUCUCAUGCAUUACAGAUUUCAACCUCGUUCAGCUCAAAACGCUGAACCUGAGCAAAAACAGCUUGACUAACUUCCAGGCCGACGACUCGGAUCAGGAGUUUGAGCUUCAGUAUCUGGACUUGAGAGAAAACAAAAUCCUCUACUUCCCCGUCCUUCCCCAAAGGAACAAGCUCAUAUACCUGGACUUGUCUAGAAAUCUCCUGAGGAGUGUAAAUUGCUCCGGUCCAUUAGAAGAGCUGGAGAACCUGAAGGAUAGUGGAUAUCUAAUGACGGAUCCUGAUAAACCUCUUUCAUUGUGCGUCAAUAAGAGGCACCAGGAUUUUCCCAGCUUGCUUUACUUGGACUUGAGCUUCAACCAGCUCAAAGCGGUCCCGCCCUCGUUCUUCACCAGUAUGACUGCGCUGGAAACCCUGAACAUCAGCAAUAACUGCUUAGAAAGCUUCAUUGUGGACGACGGUCUGAACUCUUUGGAGACACUAGACAUCAGCUCCAACAAUCUCCAGAACCUUUCCUUCGGACUGAACGCGCUGGCCGCGCUACACGAGCUCCGCCUCGGGGGAAACGCUCUCCAAACGUUAGACGCCGGGGUUUUCCUCAGGCUUCCCAGCAUCCGAAGCCUUCAUCUUCAGCAGAACCAGCUCAGCAUCUGUUCUCCGUUGGAAAAUCCGAGUUUCGGCUGCGUCCAACUCUCCUCAAUCCCGACUCUCAGGUAUCUGUACCUCUCGGAAAACGGGUUGUUCUCGGUUCCACCGGGAUCGUUCCAGGGAAGCCCCUUGCUAAUCCUGGAUUUAUCCCAGAAUCCCGGCGUUGACGUUAUCCCGGCGUCGUUCUCCGGUCUGGAGGCGUCUCUUUCCCAUCUCUCUCUAAAGGGAAACCAACUUCAAUCCCUAACAAUUGACUUCACUCUUUUCCCGAAUCUAAAAUCCUUGGAUUUGUCGGUGAACCGGCUCACGGGAGUCUCCCUAUGGAGCGGGGAUUCCUCCCUCGAGUCGUUAAACCUGCAAAACAACAGUUUAGUAACGCUUCAUGAAGUAACGCUGCAAGAAACGCUCCGAACUUUAUACGUGGGAUCGAACCCGUUGAGCUGUUGCAUGAACCCGCACCUCCUCACGCUCCUCCGGCAGGAGAGACUCACGGUGCCGGAUCUCUCCGGAGCGACGUGCUGGUAUUCCCGAGACUCGGAGAGCGUGGAGAUCAGCGUGAGCGCCGUGCAGCCGGAGCACUGCGAGUCUGCCGACGGGAAAGUGCUGUGGAUUAGCGUGAUCGUGGUGCUUGUGCUGGGAAUGGCGCUGGUGUUGGCCGUCACGUUAAAGCUCUGUCACUCAAAGAGGCAUAGAUUCAAGAGAGGCUUCAAAGCUUGAAUCUAAAGGCGAAAGAGGGAAAAGAAACCAGAGCGUUCUCACCUGACUAGAGCCGAAUGCAUGACACCAGGUUUCAGUAUGUGAUGCGUGGGCGAUCUGGAACCAAUUCAAUGUGAAAUGCACCACCAUAAAUGCACAAACCAUUCACUGUAAAAAGGGAUUAGUUGACUUAACUUAAA